Messenger RNA from Limulus polyphemus (Atlantic horseshoe crab), 402 nucleotides. RefSeq names its product F-box/LRR-repeat protein 5-like. Bases 1 to 387 code for a protein of 128 amino acids. NCBI's taxonomy places the organism in Eukaryota, Metazoa, Arthropoda, Merostomata, Xiphosura, Limulidae. The record is from RefSeq and is a predicted model, not a curated record. The transcript has 2 exons.
AUGAUAAUUUUCUCUUUAAAGGAUCUGGCAAUUCAAGACGUAGCUGUGUGUAACUGUCACUCUGACAAUCGACUUUCAGAAAUGCUGGCUUUUGUGAAAAAUGGUUUUUCUUGGACUAAAAAGUCGGAAUCUGAGAGACAGAACUUUGGACUGCAGCUGCAACAUGCAUUAGAAGAUUUUAAUGAAAUUUUUAUUCCUCACAUGCAGGAAGAAGAAGAGGUUUUUCAGCCAAUGUUGGUAAAAUACUUUGAAUAUGAAGAACUAAAAUCUUUGAAAGCCACAGUGAUUGAAGAACAUUACAAGUGGCAGGCGUUGAACUCUGAGAAAGAACAGAAAUAUUCGAAAGAAGAGGAAAUAUGUGAAAGUAGUAAGUAUAUGUUUUUAUAGUAUGACAAGUGACUC